AUGGGACAUACAAUUGAUGUUUGUUGGAAUGUACAUAAGUCGCAUCAUCAAUUUUUCAAUCCAACGCCAUUUGCAGUCAUUGCUGAUGAAUACUUGGAUCAAUUUGUACGUGCGUUACCAUUAGUAGUUUUACCUGCUUUGAUGCCAGUUAAUAUGGAUUUAUUAUUUUUUCAAUUUGCAACAUUUUUCUAUGGCUAUGGUAUUUAUCUUCAUUGGGGUCAUGAAUUUUCUUAUCCAGAUGCUCAUCAUCCUAUUAUUAAUACAUCGUUUCAACAUUAUUUACAUCAUUCUAUUUCAAUUAAAAAUAAACCUUAUCAUACAGGAUUUUAUUUUAAAAUUUGGGAUCAGUUAUUUGGUAGUAUUUAUCCAAGAGAAAAAUGUUUUUGUGUUAAAUGUCAAAAACAACAAGGAUUACGUACACAGGAUGAAUUUAAUAAAAUAGAAAAACCAGAUUAUAGUGUUUUGUUAAAUUGGAAUUUUUGGUUUAAUGAAAAACAAGUUUAA
Adineta steineri is the source of this 504-nucleotide messenger RNA. Lineage: Eukaryota; Metazoa; Rotifera; Eurotatoria; Adinetida; Adinetidae. The record is from the annotation of a GenBank genome assembly.